Porites evermanni is the source of this 23229-nucleotide messenger RNA. NCBI's taxonomy places the organism in Eukaryota, Metazoa, Cnidaria, Anthozoa, Scleractinia, Poritidae. The record is from the annotation of a GenBank genome assembly.
AUGGAUGUACCUUGUGAUCAAUACGAGAUACUAAGCCAAUCAGAACCAUGCACCAUGUUAAUCUAUGGUAUUUUAUCAACAGGAGAUCGACAGAGAAUGAUUUCUACUCCAGAUAAGCCGACCAAGGUCUUUAUUGGCGAUAACGUUUCAUUGGUUUGGCGGUACUAUAAGCCUUCACAUCUAACUCUCUUUGAGGUCGUCUUUGGUUACUGGAAAAGUCCUGGUUACUUGCAUCCAAAGCUUAUAGCAGUCGAUUCAAAGGGGUUCAUAAGUGUAAGCGCAGGUUACGAGACAGCGGUGAGUUGGGAUGGAAAUCUGACAUCUUCCCUGGCAGUUUUUGUUUUAUAUAAUGUUCAGCCGGCCGACGGAAAUGUGGAUUUUGGUAUACAAGUUGAGUUUGGACUCGCGGACAAUCCAUUGAAAGACAUAGUCCAACUUCUAGUCGUGGCAAAACGUAGGUAGAAGCAUGUGGCUAUUUAUAUAUAUAUAUUUUUUCGUUUUUGUUAACUCCCCAUAAAAUAUAGAUGAAUUAAAAUAUGAGCGAUGAAUUCAUGAUACCAUGCUUUUUAUGUCGACUCCCUUAUAUAUCAACUACUUGAACUCCUCGAACUUCUGAUCAGUGCCGACGAUUUUGCAAUUGGGGUAAAGGAACGAUUUAAAACCAAACUAUAAGAAAAUUAUUUUGGCGUCUUCAGUAUAGUUCCCACAUUUAUUCGUACGUAUACCUUCCCAUUUGGUGGCGACGCCCAGUUAAGCAUGUUUUCCCACCCUGCUUACCUCACACAAUUGCCUCACAUCAUUAUAUGAGGCAUCGCAUUCUUUUAACUUGGUUGCCUGCUUGUUCAUCUUUUUAGCUUCUAAGCGAUCUGGGAUUCAUGAAAAUCCUUCACCAACUUUUCUCUCUUUGACUUAACGUGGAGACCACCGGAUGUUUCAUUGCAAAUGCGUGAGCAUCAUGAGAUAAUUUUUAAGCUGAACUGACUCAGAGGAGUUCCAUAAAGCAUAAAACUAUUUGCAUUCUAUUGAUUGUAGAUGUGCCUACAACACAGAAGGUCUGUAUCCAAAGUACAGGGGCACCCAACGGGAAAUUUUGAGAAAAAGACCUAAAAACAACAACAAAUCGUGAAUAAAGUUUUCUGAGACUAUUUUAAGCAUUUUGGGAGAUUGCUGGAAAAAAAUUAUCUGUUCCUCACUCCCAGCAAGACUGAUAGAAGAGUUCCCAGCCAGCAAACUUACAACCUGCAACCUGACUUACUGGGAAGUUUCAUAGGGCACAAUUCAGAUCUUGAGUGGUAAGUAACCCAUACAAGUGACCCGUAGCAGCUAUUCUAGACUUCAAAUCCCCUCUGACACCCUGAAUUAUCUUUUUCCCAGCAACACUUUCCUUCCAAGGACUAUUAUUUCUUCCACAUCUCCCAGCCAGCAAAAAUGUGCCUGAAGAACAGAUAUUUUGAGGAACAGAUCCAUUGGGUGCCCCUGAAUGUAUGCCUGUCGCUAACGUUUUGUGUCCUGUUGCUUUAAUUAUUCAACGUGGUUAAGAGUCCAUCCCACCCUUGGUGCAUCCUAUAUUUCCUAUCUUGUUAGCUGUUAAUGGGACUCGGAAUGGCAUUGAUUAGGCCACAUUUCUAAAGCAGUAGACGUUGACAUUUCUAUAAGUCGUGCUGCUAAUGUCGAGCGAAGCUGAGCAGGAAAAAUGUAACCGACGCCCGGGAAAGGGGACAUCCAUCUUGGCGCCAUGACUUCUUAAUACAGCUGCGAACGCCCUUGAAAAAUCUUCGAUGCAUUAAAUUAUAGUGUAACUUGAGCUUUCUGUUUAAAGGGAAAUAUCUUUAGAUCAGGGGUCACUUUCCAUUCAACAAAAAUUCGUGUUUGAAAUUUCGGAAAUUCGACAUGCGCUAUGGAACGAUACAUUUCGGUUGCACAGGCCCGACCCAGGCCACCGUGCGUUUGGUUAUUGUAAUUGUAAGCAGGAUACAGAAGAGCAGUUCUGUGGACAACAAUUACGUCAAAUGAAAAGGGACAUUUCAUUCCGACCGACCACCUGAAAUAUUAAUGACCGGAAAGGUCAAAUUUGACUACUUUCAAAGUUGGUCCCAGAUACUCCGGUGGGACUGAACCAAAACGGGUCUGUCUUAUUUGCCAUUUCUAAUAAAAUUUCCGGAAUUUUGGGCUGAAUGGAAAGUGCCUCCAGUUGAAAGCGAGAAUCAGCGGUUUAACCAAGAGUAUGAUUCUAGUAGUAAAAAGUUGAAAGUUGAUCCAUUCUCUUGCCAUGAAUUUGUUUCUAGCCAUUGCAGAUUUGCCACGAAUCACCGACAUCACCACACCACCGAUCCUUAGAACGGGACAAAAUGUAAACCUUAGUUGUGUAGCCAGCGGGUUAUCUUUUCUCAGUGUCACGUGGCACAGAGGACGAAAUGUCGUCAGCAACCAUGGUAACGGUACUUCCACUGUGGUGAUCAGGCUACUUAAUAUCACUCAAAAAGACUGGGGCGAGUACACUUGUGUCACCCAAAACGAAGCCGGAGAAGACAGAAGAAAUGUUUUUCUCAGAAGUUAGUAGUUAGCCUAGUAAAGCUGUGAGACUAAAAAAUCCUGUCAUAAUGAAUAGCAAUCGGCAUAUAAGCGGCCUUUUUCAUAAUAUAGUUUUGGAUAACCUAAGCAAUACUGAAUGGAAAACAAGAGACUCGAUUUCCUUUCUGUAAUUGAUAAAAUCAAUGAGCUUUUCAGCAGAAUUUCGUGGUGCGACAAAGGAAAACCGUUUUAAGAUCACGAUUAACAAUAUUUCAAUGGAAUUUUGAAGCACUGAUCGCGAAAUGCUUAAUGUGAAUGCUAAACAUGGAGAAUAUGGCUUGUCAGCUGGGAUUUCAAAAUCAUGCUAUCAUGCAGUUAAGAUCUUAAGGGAUGGGAAUUCUUACGAUGGUAAAAUUAUGAGUCAGUACUAAUUUCUAGUAGAAUUAACAACAAGUUGCUCGGAAAACAAUUACACAACUUGAAAAACUAAGCCUUCAUAUUUUCAUUCUUAAUCUGAAGAAAAAAUACCUCUCCACAAAGCCAGUGAAUUACGUAUGUUUUCAUGGUUGCAAAUACACCUAUGGUUUUGUUCUGAUGUAUUGCAAGAGUGGUCCCUUAAAUAGGUAUUUCUACAUCAUAACAUUUUCUUCUCUCUAUCUUAAGUUCUCCCUGCAAGCCCGACGAUUCUUAACACAAACACAAAAGUCGUGAAUUCUAGUUGGACUCUUCGGUGGUCAGCGGUUUACAGUGAGGGACGCUUGGUGACGACCUAUACAGCUUGGCACCGAGUGUUGCACAUGACAAAGGUGGCAGACAAGGAUAUGAUUCACAAGGAAUCCUGGUUACGAAAAAAUGUUUCUGGUUUUAUGUACCACAUAGAACUUGCUGCCUAUAAACGUUACAUGUUCGCAGUAACAGCUUGGAACGAAUGGGGCGAAAGUGAAUUACAAAGUAGCAAAACAUUGAUAAUAUCUACAAAUUUUGUGGAUGUAACCAAUCGGAGAACCAAGACAACAGCUAAGUCACUUCACACAAGUACGAUAAGUUCAUCAGUUACAAGAAAUAAAAAAAAAAUAUUCGGAAAAAUUUGCCUGCUCUAUGACAUGAAUAAUUUACCAGUAAUUGGAGACCUAUUUUAAAAGUGCAUAGGAUUCUAGGAUUGCCAAACAACAUUACAAGUUGCUGCGGAGAGAUUGAAAUGUAUGCCGUUUGAAAUGGCUGUGGCCUAAAUAAAGUUGAAUGUUAAGAGGACCGCUAAAAAUACAAUUGUAUCAUAUAAUUGUAAAUUGAACCAAGCGGCCACCUCCAUCAAACGACCAGGCCCACCCCCUUUUGGCCAUCCCAGCUGGAGUUCCCCUAUUGUCGUCAUCUCUGUUAGCGGCUACCAAGUGUUACUUUGCCCAGCUGAACAUGUACAAUAAAGGGAAAUACGUAUACACUCUGACAUAGAAGGUGACCACUGAUCAAAGACCCGUUAUGUAAAGUUUCAAUUACAGAGAACUUACCACCUUUUUGGGUCAUUAAGUUUGCGCCAACUUUAUUGUAUUGUUCGUGUAGUUGGGAAACCUUAUUAAACCCUUUGGGGAGAACUCGUUCGUAAAAAUAUUGUAGUUUUGUUCAGUAUUAAUUUACAUGUAAGAGCUGUCUCUUCAUGGGUGAAAGAAAUUACUAUACAAGCCUCUAUAAAGGAGUUUCUUUUAGAAUAAACUAGCGUUUCUCUUGAACAGUCUACUAUACGGCCAGCCUCCGUUUGGUUGCGUUACCGGCUUUAACUCUGGCUACGAGCUGUGACAAAUACUGCUUUACAUCACCAGUAUAGUUUGGUUUACUUUUCUCAGAGGGGAGAAGAUGUUUUGAUAUCAUCUGUUUUUUCUCUAACAGAGGUUGCAACAGGGAUGUCACCAACGGACAGGGCUAGCAGGAAAGAUGAGGAGAAGAAUUAUAACGUCACCCUCCUAAGCAUUAUGAUUCCCAUUGCCUUAUCUUCCUUGCUUCUAGGAGGAAUCUUUUGUUUACGCAGGAAAUCUGUUUGUAGAAAGGAAAAAGAACAACGUAAGUUAACUAAAUUUUUCACAGUUCAUGUCAUUCUUGUUCUUUCAAAAAAUAACUCAAUUAUUGCAUGAUAUCCAUAGUAAUCUCUGUCCUGAUACAAGAAUCGCGAAUCCAGGUUCCACUGACAAGAAAACACAAUCCCAGACUGUCUAUAUACUGGCUAUGAAUACCUAACAUGGGGCGAUAGAUACCUUACAGACCUUCCAUGGGGCGAAUCAGCUAACAUUUCAUUACUCAAUUUGUUGCUCGAUCAGUAAAUUGCUAAUAGCGAACAGGCUUGAUGAAAUGUCAUUGCGUAUAUGUGGUACGUAGAUAUCUCCACGUACACAAACAAGGACAUUUUGAGCACAGAUUCUAACACUGAUUCUUUCUUUUCGAAUUUAACAGGUCAUCAAGAAAUCAGAGCGUAUGUAUUUUAUAUUUUGAAGAAAACGUUUAUCCGUCAUUCGUCUUUCAUCGUGGGGUUGUGGAUUCAAUUCAUUUAAAAAAUAGAUUUUACUUGAACAGAAACAGAAACAUUUUGACUUUAAUUUUUGCUUAGAAAAGGAGUAAGUGACAGUCCACAGACUUCAACGUGUGUGUGUCUACUGGGAGAUUUGGAAAAAGCGUUAUUUAUCUACUGUGUCAGUUGUGAGCGAGCGCAUUACCAUGCAUGCAUGGGCUUUUUCACUUUUUCAAAGCACCGCGAUCUAAAAACGUAAUUUUGCUAUCGUCAUUUCAGUAGUGUUAAUACAACGUCUUUAUUCCCAUAGGUGCACUAAGAAAUCAUGAAAUCAUGACUAACUUUAAAAAAAAACGCAGAACAGUGACUAGUUGCUUUUCAUUGGCGAAAUUGUAACAGGGGAACCCAAUUAAAGACUGCUUUCUGUAAAAUAUCUGUUUGAAGAAGCAAAUUAAAUCAGAUUACUUAAAAUUUUCCGUAAGUGGCAUGGUGGACGGCUUGAAAUUUCUAGAUGACAGUUCCAUUCAUGAACAAUUAUCGAGGCUUAUCUAAGAGAAAUUUGCUACGAUUUUCUGAAGUCCAAUGUUUUACAUUUCACUCCCUAGGUCUAGCUAUAUUUCGAAGAAAAAGGAAAUCUAAUACUUUAGGAUUGGAAAUUUGAUGGAGUAUUAAAGGAAUCAGUAAUAUUUUAACCUUUGUGAAACUUGGAAUUGAAUCUAAAGUUUUGGGAAAAUAAUACUGAAGCCAUUCUAAUUUCGAAAAGACUCACGUUGCCCCAGGACUGGACCGAACAGAUACAAACUUUAUAGCGCCACUUAGAAUGCAAAACUCUUUCCCGGCUAUACGGUCAUUUUCAGCCAAGCUGAGGGCCCUAUCAAUCGUAAAUAGAUGACUUCGAAACGAAUACUAGAAAAAAAAAUUGUAACCUAUACUAUCUGUUUUAUGCCGCAAGAAAAAAUACCUUAUUUAUAUUUUUCAGAAUAACAAGAUUAUACUUUACAUUCCAAGAGAAUAGAUCCUCUGAUUUGGUGAGAUUCCCUUUUUCAUUUCUUACGCCACUUUUUUCUUUUAGAUAAAAGUAUUUUAAAAACGCCGUUCAUUUUGUAGAGAUUGCUUAGCAGCGUUUCAGUAUUAAUGUAUUCAGAAGGUUUUUCGCUAGAGGGUUAGCCAGUCCUGCCCUUAAAAAAUUCGGGGUCGUUUUAGUUUCCACCCUGUAGCACUGCCAACACUGAAUGGUUUUCGUCCUCUUUUUUAAUUUACUACUUUUGGAUCGUAAAAAAUGAUAAGAUGAUCAUGUUUCAGUUUAUUAGGGCCCACCUUCAUUCCCCUAGACUGCAAAACAGUCCGUAUUUUUGCGUAUUCAAGUACGCGCGAGCAGUCAAACAAAAGGUCCGGAACGAGGGUGAAAACAGAGAGCGAGACUGGGGAGAGACGCGUAAAACUCUUACGCCCCGCUUUACCGAUUUCUUUACUGAUUUUGAGGAAAAAACCGACUGUUUUGCAGUCUAUUAUUCCCCGAGUCUCGUCGGUUUGCUUUCAUAAAUAUUUUCAUGAAUUACGGACAGUUUGCUUUGUCCUAUAUUUUCUCUAACUUCAACACGCUUAAUGCGGACACUUUCUAUAGUUCCCUCAGUGUGCGUAUUUAUUUAACGGGGUUUGACUGUACUUAUUUAUUGCAGGUUCAAGGAAAUGGUAUGAAUGAAAGACACUCGGUGACGUCUUCAGAAUUGCCAGAAGGUACCUCAGAAUCGAACAGGGCUUCAGAACAAUUGUCAGCAACGGUGACAGAAAGUCAAGUCGGACAGAAAAGUGAACAGAGGAGCGCUGGCAGAGUUUUUGCACUGACAUCAUUCCAUCCAGAAGCGAACGAUCUCACUCGAGCAGUUACUUCAAAUCAGGAAUCCGGUGCUGUGAAAACAAUUGAAAAUCGCAGUGUUAUCAAAGGAAUAAGGGAUAGUGAGGCUCUUAUUACUGGGAACCAAGCUGUCAUGGAAACUAGUAAGAGAACAGGUGCAGUAAUGGACGGAAGCAUUCAAGAGAUCAAUCAGGAAACGAGAGCAGUCAGGGAGUCAGAAACCUUUCAGAGAAAUCAAUUUGAAACUGGUGUAUGCCAUCAAAAUUCAAAUUCUGAGAAUUACCUUCAACCAGUGGACAGUGAAAAUUUGCAAGUGAGGGCUCAAACCAGUCGCUUCACUCACGAUAGAAAAGCCCAUACCUUCCAAUCUAGGCCUCGGCCAAAACCAAGGUUGAAGAUUAUGGGUAAAAGUGUCACUGAAGGCUUCCAACAUAAGGAUUCAUCAUUAACUCUGCCACCGUUAAAUACGCGAUGUACAGAUACACGAACUAGAAUGGCUGAGCGAUCAAGUUGUACCAGCCCGCGGACGAUAGCUUUUCGCGGAGCCACCGGCUAUCAGAAUGAUCAAUGUCUAAAGUCUUUCUACCAGAACACAGUGGGGAAAGCUGGCUCUACAUUGAAGCCGCAUAGCAAAGUUGAAUCCCCAUACACGCCAGUGCUUUCUAACACCAACUGGGAAGUUUCAUGCAAUCAUUUGACAUUAUUUGAAAGAAUCGGUGGUGGGUCGUUUGGCCAAGUGUGGAAGGGUGCGGCGUGGGAAGUGAAUGGUGCCAAAAGCUGGUCCGUGGUGGCCGUUAAAAUGCUUAAAGGUGAGGUGAGACCCCCGUCACUGGCUAUUAAAUCUACAAAUUUUAGAGCACUGGUUAGUACCUGCAGGUUAUAGAUGGGAUUCCAAAAAAAAAAAAGGCCAAAAAACAAAACAGAUACCAGAGUUAGUCCAACUUAAAUUGGAUACAUUAAACUGGAAACUUCAAUAUUCUAAGCUACGACGCUAAAUUUCCCUACCAUUAGAAUAAUAGAACGAGUUUUUCACUUCAAUCCUUGUAAAUGCUACUCUCAAUUUCUUAGCCUGAGAAAACAGCCGAAAAAGUUUGAGGAAGGAGCGAAGAAAUUCCAUUCUGAUGACACGACAUCAGGAUAGUGCUUCUGAUUGGUUCAAAAUUUACUUCAUCCAAUCAGAGGCACGUGUCGUCAGUAUGGAAUUCUGCCGUCGUUCCUCGGAUGUCAUUUCAUGAAUAGGGGAAAAUGGUCAUGGUGUCGUCGCGGAAUGUCAACUUUGUUUUCAAAUUUCUCUGAUUUUAAUACCCUUACAAGGCACACCCCUCAAAGUGGCACAGCACUAAGAGUUGCAAUCGGAGAAAAAUCUAGCCAUAGCGGGGUACAAAAUAAUACUAGAGCAAAAAGAAAACUAAAUUUUGCCCAUUGUUUUAUUGGUUAUUCUGGAAAACCUGCUCAUUUUCGAGAGGCUUUGCUUCUUUUUUGUCCUGUCUAAUUUCUCUUCCGAGCAGUUGACAAGAGUGGACAGUCAUGGGCCAAACAACCCCACAAACCAUUUCACACAAAUGAAAGUUAUAUUUCGAUUGUAGAAAAAUCUUCCAAGUCUGAUCUCAAGGACCUUUUGUCUGAACUGGACUUGUUGAAGAAGCUUAAACCUCAUCCUAACGUCAUACGAUUGCUGGGCUGUGUGACCAAAGAUGUGGUGCGAUGUCGGGAAAAGACGGAGUUCAGUAAGUUCAUGCUUAAAAAAAGAUAAAGUUAAUACUGAAAAGUAGUUAUUCUGUUGUAAAAGGUAUGAUCACUUCCUCUAAGUUCAGCGCUGUUAAGGAGCAAUAUUCAUGUAACCUCUUCCGCUGCAAGAUUUAAAUCGUUUAGCAAAAGUAAAGAGGAGGAAGUACAUACUAUGGUAUCUAAAAGAUAUUAAUGCUGCGGCCCAUUCUGUUGAUAUUGACAUGUACAUUAGUUAGGCAGUGAUCCAUCUGCUUGCGUGAGAUUUAAAAGAAAAUGACACUGAAUGUCUUAUAAUUUACAUGUUGGAAUGUAAAAAUUACUAUCAGUAUAUAGAAAGAACUCGUGGGAAGGUUGUUCAGAAAACGAUUAAAUGGUUUUCAACUCUGGUUUCCCACAGUAAACUGUAGGUAAUGACAGAAACUCGGGUUGUUUACCCACAUAUUAAUUUUAAUAUACGGUGUACUAUUUUUCUCUGGAAUGCUUUUCUUGCUGUUUAUUGCACUUUAUUAAAUAACAGUUACUUAGGAAUAUAUAUGUGUAGAAAACAACAACACAAAAAAAGACAGAAAGAAGGAAAAAAAAGAAAAGGCACUGAGUAGGACUCGAGCCGCAUUAACCGAGCUAUUAACAGUAAAAAGAAAAAAAAAAACAAUGUAAAUGCAUUCCAUGGCAAUGAAUGAAUGAAAGAACACAAUUAUGCUUUGCCAAACGCCGAUACACGUCCUCGUCUGCAAAGUAGGACGCGAAACAUAUGUUUGGUUAUCUCGAUUUCCGCUGUUAUUUUGAAGCUAAUGGUCAAAAUCACAUGCAUUUUUGGCUCAUACAGGUUCCUAAGAAUAGCAUGGCAUGACAUUGUCUCACUUUCACAUCAUCUUAAUUCUAGCAAGUAUCCCCACUGCUGCGGAGUCGAAGAGCAAAUGCUCAUCUUCUCGUCAAGUUUAACGCCUGGACGAGUCAAAGGCUCUUGAAAUCCAAUCCCCAAGUUAACCAUCGUACUCCUCUGAAAGACUCUUGCGUACCUCAAAUUUGGUAAGAUCUCUAACCGUGCUUUGUCGCCAAGAGAACUCUGAGUCUGAACAGGAACUCGAACUUCCUCGUGUUUUUAUUAAAAUUUUACGUGGCGCAAUGCAUUCUGGUAAAAAGAGGAGCGGUGCACUCUGGCUAAAUGCAAUGCAUUGUGGUAAAAAGCGAUGAAUUCGAGAAUUCGUCUCACCUUAUAUAUUUCCCUUAAAUCCUGAUUAUGUUGCUGUUCGCUCCCUACGGUCGCUCCGCAGCAACUAGAUUUCAUGACCAGAACGGGACUUCUGACUGAAGAUAAUUUUUCUUUCUUGGGUUUCAAACAUUAUUGCACGCUCAAACGUACUUUUUUAAAACUAUUGGCAAAGAAUUUUAGCUUAGAAUGCUUUCGAUAGGAUUGUUAAGUUAAAUAGAUAAUUAGAAAACAAAAGGUUGCUAUUUUCUUCGAGCUCCCGAUAACUUAAACUCGGGAUAACUCGAACUUUUUCCAAUUUCCGUUGAAGGUUGGAGUUAUCGGGAGUCGACUGUACAUCUUACAAAGAAAUUGAAAUAUGAUAAUAAAUGUUGGCCUAAUUGAUAAGAAUUCUGAACAUACAUGUAGGUAGCAACUUGCUAUCUACAUGUGUAAGCUUGCGGUUAUCUCAGAGAUAGUAAUUGCAGUUUUUCUCUUGAUUAAGGCCCCUUCCUCACUUAUCCGGAUAUUUUUGAAUCCGCAAAUCAUCCUAGCUUUGCGGAUUCAAAGAUCUCCACGUCCACACGUAGCAUAAUCGAGUUUGCCCGGCCACACGUAUCCGGAUUCACUCUCAGUCGACGUCUCCCAGCUAAUUUGUAAAGCUAGCGCUAUGUUUGGCUCAUGGGAAGUUUUCUCGUCAUUCUUCUUCAAUAACUGUAUCGCUGACAAAAUUGUCCCUCAAGCACUACUUUGCUCGUUUAACUUUCGUCCGACAUGGAAAUUAAAGAAGCGUCAGAAUGGCGAGCAGCCGUUUGACAUCGUAAUCAUAGCUAGAUUUAACGGCACACACGUUAUAAGACUUUAAACUGAAGUCCAAGAAGCCAGAGGCGACAACAUUGCGCUCGGCACCAUCUUGAACACAGUGGAACCUCUCCUAUGAGACACCUCCAUUCAGGGGACACAAACUCUGGUCUGGGAAAAACGUUCACAUGAUCUUUGCAUUUGUUACCUCUAUUAAUUGAAGGGUCACCUCUUUUCAGGAAAAAGGGACACUUUUUCUGGGUUCCGAAACUCGGGGUUAACCUUCAUUCAGUGGGACACCUUAGCGUUCAAACUAGAGUGAUUGAUCACAAAAAUUGCUGAUAAAUUGAAGUGUUCACUAGUUACAACGGCUACAGAUUUCAAAGUAACAUGAACUAUCUCACUUAAAAUCGGUGUACUGCACUUGUGGGAAUUCAACACACAACAAUGCAAAGAUAUUUUUAAGUUAAUCAAUGCCAUGAUUUUUUUAUUAUUAUGUAGCUACUUGAAAUAAUGACUUCAGCAGAUUCCAAGGCAGAAUAAAAGAAAUAUAUUUUAUUUUUUGGUUAAUUACUAACAAAACCCAGCCCAACCUCUAAUAAGGAAACCUUUGCCUUGGUCCCGAGGGUGUCCCCUGAAUAGAGGUUCUACGGUAUUCACGGUAAAGAACUGGGCUCGAUUUUGUUACGUCACUGGAUAAAAAAUAUCCGGAUUUGGCGCCCACACGAUUCCGUAUUCAUAGCGUAUUAAAAAAUUUCUACUUUGGAGAGCGGAUUCAAAAAGUUGCGGAUUUGUAUGGUGGAUUCACCGGACACGUGUGGACGGAAGCCGAAUCCUCAAAGGAAAAGUUGCGGAUUCAAAAAAAAAUCGGAUACGUGUGGACGAGGCAUAAGUUUCUACCCUUUCUUUUUUAAAAGGACCACCUCUUGUUAUCCUGGAAUUUGUUCCUCAUGGCGAUCUUCUUGGAUAUCUAAGAAAAAGCAAUGGAGAAAAUGAUGAUUUCUAUGAUUUAAAAAGCAAGGAAGUGCCAUCAAAGAUACCAGAACGACAACUUUACCAAUUCUCAGCUGAUAUCGCCCGUGGAAUGGAAUUUAUCUCGGCGCACCAGGUUUGCUGAUCUCCAUGAAUGCUUUGACUGUUCGCUGUUUCCAGAGAUAUAGAUAUGAAUUGCUUGUGUAGAGACAAGAAAGAUUACGGGAACGCUAAGCAAAAGUAUCAAAUUUGUCUUGACGAAGCUAGAGAAGUUAGUUACAGCGCAUGCCUUGCGAGGCGUUAAGGCUCUGUGCUCUUGUUGUGGCGCCAACUUAAAUCUGAAAACAGUGGACUCGGAUUGGUUAGAUUCCCCCACAAAAACUCACCGCUGCAGGUACCCGAAAAAAUUAGGUACUCGUGCGCCCAAUAAAAAACGCUGGCAAGUAUAUAGUUCAGCGAAGAAGGAACUGUAUAGUACAGUACAGUUUGAGCUCUACUUGAGAUGGCGUUAAAGAUUUAAAACAAUCAAUCCAUCUUUGCAGCUGAGAAGGAUUUUCGUGGCGAGUGCUUUUCGUGAUUUUCGUCACCUCCGUUUAAACGCACAACGAAACGAUACAAACAAAAGCCCAGGCAUAAGAGAAUGAAAAUAUGUUUCGUUACACAGUUUGUUAUGGCUCGUGAUUCCGACCUUUUGCCCGCAAUUUUAAGCUUAGAUGACGCAAACAUAAGGAAAAGCACAAUGCCUGCGUCAUAAGAAAAUUUGUAAGCAAACUUUUUUAUGUAAUGAUUAAAUACAUUAUUAUUUCUGGUCGUAGCUUAUCCACAGAGAUCUGGCAGCUCGAAACAUCUUAGUUGGUGAAGGGCUGCGUUGUAAGAUUACCGAUUUUGGCAUGGCAAGGGACCUGGGCCGGGAGGAAAUCUACGUUAGAAGAUCCAAUGUAAGUACGUAUAUAGAACAAAGACCGCUGUCCUUUAUACCAAAUCGAAAAUAAAUUUCCUGCCGGCUACGAUUAAUUUAAGAUUGCCUGUUUGACAGCCAAGCGCACAUCGUCAGCCGUACCUUAACUGCGCUGUGAUUCACAGCUGUCAAUUCUAUAUUUCGCACUGCCCCCAAACGAUUCCUGAAUUCAAGGUUCUGCGCUUUAUUGACAGGGUCUGAUGCCUGUAAAAUGGAUGGCAGUUGAGUCACUAAUAAAUCAAGUUUAUACAACAGAAAGUGAUGUGUAAGUAAAAUGAAAGUAUAAAAGUUAGGCAUGCAUUCAACAUGCGUGCAUAAGUUGUUUCUCAAAUCAAUUGUUGGUUUUCACAUGACGUCACUAAAAAUUCAAACUACAAAACUAUCGAUCCAGGAGCUGAAAACUAAUUUUCAUACAAAUUUUCGCUUCAAAAAAGUUCUUGGUUUUGUGAUAGAGUACGCUUGAAUUUCUAAGCUUUUGCGUGACGUGGUAUUCACUUGACUGCCGAGAGAGCUGUCACGUAGUUUAAAAAAGUGACGUAUUUCGGGGAAUUUUGCUAUCUUAACAGUUCAUGUAUUAGAAAAAGUAUUACUUUAAUGUUUAUGAGUUCCUCUAGGGAUACAUUCACGCUUUUAUACCAAAACUCGGAAACGAUGUUUUUGUUGGUUUCCGUCCGCCAUGUUGGUGCUCAUCCAGGUGGGCACCAGCAUGGCGUCUCCAUACAAAUCUUUAUAAAUUUGGGUAAAACAUUUCUUCGGAUAUCUCGUAUACGGAAUAUUCUUCUGACGUGAAUCUUGGCGAGGCCCUUUGUAUAUUUACCUCCUUUCAUUUCCCAGACUCCGGAAUUUAUCUGUUGAACGGUUUUGAUUUCUCUUUUGAUUUAUUUUGAAUGGCGUGACACUGAAAACCAGCAAUAUUUGUCUGCAUGAGAAUGCUUAAGCUGUUGCUCACAGGAACGCAGCGCGGAAGUCGUAUCACCCGUCAAGCGGCUCUUUCGGUAUCUUGAGAGAAUAUUUUAGCAAUGGUCUACACAUCAUCUACUUGUAGACUAUUAAAGGUUUGUUACUGUAGUCAUUUGAUUAGUGAGCGAUAUCAUCUAAACGCUCGCUGGAGUCAAGGCCGAUGACUGGUUAAGAAAAAAAAUAUGUCUAACUUAAUUGUACGUAUCAAGUUUUGUGUUAAGGGUUUAAAUCGGUGUUUUCUUUCACUAACUUUGCCUCUCGCCUGCGAAAUAAGGCGUCGCGAAGUAUUGGAAGAGCAUGAAUGUAAGAAGUAAUGUGUAGGCCGGAAUGCCAUAUUCUUCCAGAUCCCAACUAAAGCCGGGCUUAAAUAAGAGUGUAUUGCAAGGUGGUCUAGUUUACUCAAUAAAGAGUACAUGAAGGAUAACGAAAUUGUUUAGACCGUGUGGUAGAGUAGAAAAAACACACACACACACAACUAAAACAGACUGAUGAAAAAUGAAAUCUUCUGAUUUUAGAUGGAGCUACGGGAUUGUCCUGUAUGAAAUUUUCACCCUCGGUAAGUAGAACAGCAGAUUACCUCUAGGCAUUUUGCAUACGAGACUGGAGACAUAAAUCAAAACUUUCGUGAAUUAACGACCCCGGCCCAAACAUACGAUUGAGUUAUAUUGCGAAACUGAUUCAGGGUCAGACAUCAGCAUAUGUAAGACUCUUGUAGCGGUGUUUCCUGCUAGCAGUUAAUCCUGAUAAGCAAAGUGCUGACAUGUGGUCACAUUUCCAGCAAGGAUGGCACGGCCUGUGUAGCAAAGCUGAAAGCAUUCUUGAACGCCUCCCACUAGUGAGGCAUUAGCCUGCGUAGCAGGCGCGUGGAAGUAUUUAGGUGAAAGAAAGAACCGGCGCGAGAGAGACAGACACGCGAGGAAGGAGGAGCUCCUUAUCCCCUCGCCUGUCCCCCUCGCGCGCCCCUUUCUUUCUUGCGCCCACUCCUUCCAAGCGCUUCUACGCAGGCCAGUGAGGCAAGAGUUUGUAUGCGUGAGAAGGACUCAAUUGGUCGGUUCAAUUCGCUCGUCAUCGGUUAGUUCUCAUUCUUGCUCCAAAAGGAUUCGGUCCGGUAUAUAAGAAACCUAAGGCCACUAAUUCUAAUUCGAUAGUCAGUGGAACACCUGAACACUUCCAUGCGAGCCUCUAGCCUUUGCGAGUGCGCAAGCGAAGCCCUCUUGCACUGGCGGUCAAUAAAUCCACUGCGGUUUUAAUUUUCAUAUACGGGCGCUCGAUGAUCUAUAAAGAAAAAAAAAGAGGAUCUGUUGACAGGCCAGUCGCACCUUUGCAUAAUUCUUCACAUCCUACUCAGCUUCAUUGCCGGAAUAAUUGCUAAAUAAUACACAUCCACUUUUAUACUGCAUUUAUAUUUAUAGGAGGAAAACCUUACGACGGAAUGAGCGGGGAAGAGGUCUAUAGCUUUGUCGCGAGUGGUGUACGGAUGCGAAGAAAAUCAACUUUCACUUCAGAGCUGUGAGUAUUUCUCGCAAUAGGAUGAUAUAUUCGAAGACCUCCUGGCCGGACAUAUCCUAAAUAAUGAUAUUGCUCCUUAACAAUAGCCACUUGAGAUACCGUAUCCCGAUCUUAUAUGAACAGAAGGCUUCGUGAAUCUGUCGUAGUGGUCUCUAUAUCCCAUCCCUAAAUUUUAUAUGCUAUAAUUGUACUCUCUAAAUUGACUCAAUCAGUCUCUCGAUUUAUGGUGCUAGCAAGGCUUGCGCUGAUCUUGUAAUCGUUGAAUGCUUACUUCAGAGAUGUCACAAAAGAUGCUAAAUCUCCGUCAAAUUAAGUAUUUAUUAUCUUUGAGAACAAUCUGAUAGAAAGCGUUGUGAUAAAAUUAGAAAGGACAAACACCAUCUGUUAUAUUCUGUCUUACUGACUGUAAAGGACUCUUCUCAUAGGCUUCGAAGAAAGACAUCUGUGCUAGCUUUACCAAUAUACGAUGAAACCUCUAUUAAGCUGACCCCCAAUUAAGCCGACACCCUCUCUUUUUUUUUAAGCCUGGUCCCGAGAUUAAUAUCCUAAAUUCCCUUUAUAACGAACCCCUAUUCAGCGGACACCUCUAUUAAGCGGUAGGUACUUUAAGUAGGGUUAUUAAAGUGUAUCAAGAAUACAUUUAAAAUAAUGUAUUGACAUGUAUACCCAUGUAAUGUCAUGUAUAGCCAUGUAUAGCCAUGUAUAGCCAUGUAUUACCAUGUAUCACCGUGUAUAGCCAUGUAAUGCAAUGUAUAGCCAUGUAUAGCCAUAUAUUACCAUGUCAUGCCAUGUAUAGCCAUGUAUAGCCACAUAUAUCCAUGUAAUGCCAUGUAUUACCAUGUAAUGCCAUGUAUAGCAAUGUAUAACUAUGUAUUACUAUGUAUUACUAUGUAUUACCAUGUAUCGCCAUGUAUUACCAUGUAUAGCCAUGUAUAGCCAUGUAUACUCAUGUAAUGCCAGGUAUUACUAUGUAUUACCAUGUAUAGCCAUGUAUUGCCAUGUAUUACCAUGUAUAGCCAUGUAUUACCAUGUAUACCCAUGUAUAGCCAUAUAUUGCCAUGUAUAGCCAUGAAUACCCAUGUAAUACCAUGUAUUGCCAUGUAUUACCAUGUAUAGCCAUGUAUUGCCAUGUAUAGCCAUGUAUAGCCAUGUAUAGCCAUGUAUAGCCAUGUAUAGCCAUGUAAUGCCAUGUAUAACCAUGUAUUACCAUGUAUUACCAUGUAUAGCCAUGUAUUACCAUGUAUUACCAUGUAUUGCCAUGUAUUACCAUGCAUAGCCAUGUAUAGCCAUGUAUACCCAUGCAAUACCAUGUAUUGCUAUGUAUUACCAUGUAUCACUAUGUAUUACCAUGUAUAGCCAUGUAGAGCCAUGUAUACCCCUGUAAUGCCAUGUAUUGCCAUGUAUUAAAAUGUAUAGCCAUGCAUAGACAUGUAUAGACAUGUAAUGCCAUAUAUUGCCAUGUACUACUAUGUAUAGCCAUUUUUACCCGUGUAAUGCCAUGUAUAGCCAUGUAUUAUUAUGUAUUACUAUGUAUUACCAUGUAUCGCCAGGCAUUACCACGUAUAGCCAUGUAUAGCCAUGUAUACUCAUGUAUUACCAUGUAUACUCAUGUAUAACCAUGUAUUGCCAUCUAUUAAUUACCAUGUAUUGCUAUGUAUUACCAUGUAUCACCAUGUAUUACCAUGUAUAGCCAUGUAUACCCAUGUAUACCCAUGUAAUGCCAUGUAUUACCAUGUAUUACCAUGUAUAGCCGUGUAUUGCCAUGUAUUACCAUGCAUACCAAUGUAUUACCAUGUAUACUCAUGUAUAGCCAUGUAUUGCCAUGUAUUACCAUGUAUUGCUAUGUAUUACCAUGUAUCACCAUGUCUUACCAUGUAUAGCCAUGUAUAGCCAUGUAUACCAAUGUAUAACCAUGUACUGCCAUGUAUUACCAUGUAUACCCAUGUAUACCCAUGUAAUGACAUGUAUAGCCAUGUAUUACUAUGUGUUACUAUAUAUAUCCCAUGUAUCGCCAUGUAUUACCAUGUAUAGCCAUGUAUAGCCAUGUAUACUCAUGUAAUGCCAUGUACUACUAUGUAUAGCCAUGUAUAGUCGUGUAUUACCAUGUAUUACCAUGUAUUGCCAUGUUUAGCCAUGUAUUACUAUGUAUUGCCAUGUAUAGCCUUGUAUUACCAUGUAUUGCCAUGUAUUACCAUGCAUAGCCAUGUAUUACCAUGUACAGGCAUGGAUAGCAAUGUAUAGCCAUGGAUAGCCAUGUACAGCCACGCAUUACCAUGUGUUGCCAUGCAUAGCCAUGUAUUACUAUGUAUUACCAUGUAUAGCCACGUAUUGCUAUGUAUAGCCAUGUAUUACCAUGUAUAGCCAUGUAUUACCAUGUAUUACUAUGUAUUACCAUGUAUCGCCAUGUAUUACCAGUUAUAGCCAUGUACUGCCAUGUAUCGCUAUGUAUUACCAUGUGCUGCCAUGUAUCGCCAUGUAUUACCAUGUAAUGCCAUGUAUUGCCAUGUAUUAACAUGUAUAGCAAUGUAUUGCCAUGUAUAGCCAUGUAUACCCAUGUAAUGCCAUGUAUUGCCAUGUAUUACCAUGUAUAGCCAUGUAUUACCAUGUACUGCCAUGUAUUACAAGGUAUUGCGAUGUAUUGCCAUGUAUUGCAAUGUAUUACCAUGUGCUGCCAUGUAUUGCCAUGUAUUAACAUGUAUUGCCAUGUAUCGCCACGUAUUACCAUGUAUUUCCAUGUAUCGCCAUGUAUUAUCAUGUAUUGCUAUGUAUUGCCAUGUAUUGCUAUGUAUAGCAAUGUAUUACCAUGUACUGCCAUGUAUUAGCAUGUAUUUCCAGGUACUGCCAUGUAUUACCAUGUAUUACCAUGUCUCACCAUGUAUUACUAUAUAUUACCAUUUAUUGCCAUGUAUUACCAUAUAUCACCAUGUAUUGCCAAGUAUUACCAUGUAUUGCCAUGUAUAACCAUGUAAUGCUACGUAUAGCCAUGUAUAGCCAUGUAAUGCCUUGUAUAGCCAUGUAUUACGGUGUAUUACAAUGUUUUACCAUGUAUUACUAUGUAUUACCAUGUAUUGCCAUGUAUUAUUAUGUAUCACCAGGUAUUACCAUGUAUUAUUGUGUAUCACCAUGUAUUGCCAUGUAUUACUAUGUCUCGCCAUGUAUUACCAUGUAUAGCCACGUAUUGCCAUGUAUAGCCAUGUACUACCAUGUACUGCCAUGUACAGCCAUGUAUUGCUAUGUAAAGCCAUGUUCUGCCAUUUAUUGCCAUGUAUUACCAUAUAUUACCAUGUUUGGCCAUGUAUUACCACGUUUUGCCAUGUAAUGCCAUGUAUAGCCAUGUAUUUCCAUGUAUCGCCACGUAUUACCAUGUGCUGCCAUGUAUCGCCAUGUAUUGCCAUGUAUUGCCAUGUAUUGCUAUGUAUAGCCAUGUAUUACCAUGUACUGUUAUGUAUAGCCAUGUAUUGCCAUGUUUUACCAUGUAUAACCAUGUAUUGCCAUGUAUUUCUAUGUAUAGCCAUGUAUUGCAAUGUAUUACCAUGUACAGCCAUGUGAUUCCAUGUAUUACUAUGUAUUGCCAUGUAUUGCCAUGUAUAGCCAUGUAUUACCAUGUAUAGCCAUAUAAUGCCAUGCAUAGCCAUUUAAUGCCAUGUAUUGCCAUGUAUUGCCAUGUUUUACUAUGCAUUACCAUGUAUUGCCAUGUAUUACCAUGUAUAGCCAUGUAUUGCCAUGUAUUGCCAUGUAUAACUAUGUAUUUCUAUGUACUGCAAUGUAUAUAGCCAUGUCUUACCAUGUAUUGCCUUGUCUUUCCAUGUAUUGCCAUGUAUAGCCAAUUACUGCCAAGUAUCGCCAUCUAUUACCAUAUAUUGCCAUGUAUGCCCAUGUACUGCCAUGUAUUAUUAUGUAUUGCCAUGCAUUACCAUGUAAUGCCAUGGAAAAUCGGAUGGGUUUAUAAAUUCUGGGUCUUCUUUUCUGAAUUUUACGGUAUUUUGCUAACUUGAGACUAUAGGAAAUCCUAUUUUCAGAUGUCAGAUUUAUUUCUGCAAUCUUGCAUACUGUGAAUUUACGGGCGAGUCAGUGAUGAAAUUUUUGCCGGCUUAGUUGUCCUGAAUUUUUUAAUAAAUUCUAUGCCUUUAAAAUUAUUAUAAAUCUUUUCAAAUAAAGAGGUUCUGAAUGGAUGUUUUCUUGAAAUAUUCACUGUUCUUUACGCAUGUACGAAUGCCGAUUUGAAUUUAACAGUAUAAGAGGGAACGACUAAGGGACUCAUUUUUCAACUGAAUAAUCAAUUUAUUAAUAGAAUCUAGUGAGGUAUGUUUGAAAUGUCCAGACUUUGGCAAUAGUGUAUUUGAUUCAUUGGUCCUGGUGGUGGACUUAAGCCUCCCCUCACAGCCAUCCACUCCACGCAUUUAUUUAUGUUUUGAGCGAGUCACUUUGAGUCAGUACAGGAAUUGAUAGUUCUGCAACGUGUGGAAAAAUUGAUGUUUUCGAAACGCCAACACCGGCUAAAAAAAAGAUAUAUAUAUAUAUGUAUAGUAUAUGGCCUCGAUCUUCAUGAGUUCUCAGUAGUUCAAAGUGGAUAGGGAGCGUUCGCCUUGUGUAUGGGAGGUCAUAUGUAUGCAUCUUGUUGGGGACUCAGAUGUUAUACGAAACUUAUAACUUCAACUGCGCUUAACGAGCGUAACUUUCAAAACAGCUGCUCCACAAAAUGUCACUGAUAACGCGUAACGCAAAAGGUAAACGAAGUAUGACCAAAAAAUCUACCAAUUUGCGGUCCCUUCGGGAUUUUCUGUCUUAACUACGGGCGCGAACAAAAGAAACCGUUAACCCCCUAUCCCUUGCGGCCCCUAUCUAUAAAAGAAAUCGAUAUUUUUUUCUGGUAUACUGACUAUAAAUAACAACUGUAAGUACUUUCCGUAAUAAACGGGCGAGCUAAUAGAGCGCUUCCUCGGAAUUUCGCCUUAUGGGCGAAAUCCCUGCUCUUCGGGGCCAAUAAGUUCUUAACUGACUUUCAACGAGGGUAUUUUCUAAAGUGACGAAUGGCACUUGAAUAUCUUUGUCAACUAAUAUCCGUUUACAAUCCUGAAAGAACGUUGCCCUCCCCAAAAAACUGUAUUUUCAUUCGGAAAAAGAGCCUUUUCUUGGGCUACCCCUGAACUAUGUAACAGAAAAAAAAAAGACUUUUCAAUUCACUGACUUUAAUCCAACUUAAGACAUACAAGGUCAAUACAUGGCUACACAUGGCAAUACAUAGCAAUACAAGGUAAUAAAUAGCAAUACACAGCCAUACAUGGCUAUACACGCAGUACAUGUCAAUACAUGUAAUACAUGGGAGUACAUCGCUGUACAUGACAGUACAUGGCUAUACAUGGCAUUACAUGGCAAUACGUGGCUAUACAUGGCAAAACAUAGUAAUACAUGGUAAUACAUAGUAAUGCAUGGCAAAACAUGGUAAUACAAAGUAAUACAUGGUAAUACGUGGCGAUACAUGGCAAUACAUGGCUAUACAUGGUAAUACAUGGCAAUACAUCGUAACACAUAGUAAUACAUGGCAAUAUAUGGCAAUACAUGGCUAUACAUGGUAAUACGUGGCAAUUCAUGGUAAUACAUAGUAAUACAUGGUAAUACAUGGCGAUACAUGGCAGCACAUGGUAAUACAUGACGAUACAUUGCAAUACAUGGUAAUACAUAGUAAUACAUGGCAAUACAUAGCAAUACACGGCUAUACAUGGCAUAACAUGGCAAUACAUGGCUAUACAUAGCAGUACAUGGUAAUACAUGGCAAUACAUGAUAAUACAAGAAGAUACAUGGCAAUACAUGGCAAUGCAUGGCAAUACAUCGCAAUACAUGGUAAUAAAUGGAAAUACAAGGCAGCACAUGGUAAUACAUGGCGAUACAAGGCAAUACAUGGUAAUACAUAGUAAUACCUGGCCAUACAUGGUAAUACAUUUCAAUACAUGGCAUUACAUGGGUAUUCAUGGCUGUUUAUGGCUAUACAUUGUAAUACAUGGCAUUACAUGGGUAUACACGGGUAUACAUGGCUCUACAUGGUAAUACAUGGCAAUACAUGGCAUUACAUGGAAUUACAUGGGUAUACAUGGCUAUACAUAGCUAUACAUGGCAGUACAUGGCUAUACAUGGUAACGCAUGGCAAUACAUGGCAUUACAUGGCUAUACAUGGCUAUACAUGGCUAUACAUGGCUAUACAUGGUAAUACAUGGCAAUAUAUGGCAUUACACGGGUAUACAUGGGUAUACAUGGCUAUACAUGGUAAUACAUGGCGAUAUAUGGUAAUACAUAGCAAUACAUGGUAAUACAUGGCAAUACAUGUCUAUACAUGGGUAUACGUGGUAAUACAUGGCUAUACAUGGUAAUACAUGGUAAUACAUGGGAUUAAAUGGGUAUACAUGGUAAUACAUGGCUAUACAUGGUAAUACAUGGCAAUACAUGGCUAUACAUGGUAAUACAUGGUAAUAGAUGGCAUUACAUGGGUAUUUAUGGCUAUACAUGGCUCUACAUAGCUAUACAUGGCAAUACAUGGCUAUACAUGGUGAUACAUGGCAAUACAUGGUAAUACAUGGCUGUACAUGGCAAUACAUGGCUAUACAUGGUAAUACAUAGCUAUACAUGGCUAUACAUGGCAUUACAUGGCUAUACAUGGCUAUACAUGGUAACACAUGGCAAUACAUGGCAUUACAUGGUUAUACAUGGGUAUACAUGGCUAUACAUGGUUAUACAUGGGUAUACAUGGCUAUACAUGGUAUUACAUGGCUAUAGACGGCUAUACAUGGCUAUACAUGGCUAUAUAUACAUGGGAAUACAUGGCUAUACAUGGUAAUUUAUGGCAUUACAUGGGUAUACAUGGCUAUACAUGGCUAUACAUAGCUAUACAUGUUAAUACAUGGCAAUACAUGGCAUUACAUGGGUAUACAUGGCUAUACAUGGUAAUACAUGGCAAUAGAUGGCUAUACAUGGCAAUAGAUUGCAAUACAUGGCAUUACAUGGGUAUACAUGGCUAUACAUGGCUAUACAUGGCUAUACAUGGCAAUACAUGGCUAUACAUGGUAAUACAUUUCAAUACAUGGCAUUACAUGGGUAUACAUGGCUAUUUAUAGCUAUACAUGGUAAUACAUGGCAUUACAUGGGUAUAGAUGGCUAUACAUGGCUAUACAUGGUAAUACAUGGCAAUACAUGGCAUUACAUGGGUGUACAUGGCUAGAUAUGGUAAUACAUGGCUAUACAUGGCAUUACAUUGCCAUACAUGACAUUAUAUGGCUGUACAUGGCAGUACAUGGCUAUUUUGAUACAUUUCUUGAUACACUUUAAUAACCCUACUUAAAGUACCUACCUAUUAAGCGGACGCGGACACUAAAAUAAAUUGUAUUUGGCUAAUUUCUAUUGUUAAAAACCUCUAUUAAGCAGACACCCGGGACUGAAUUGACAAUAGUAGUAUUGGAUUGCGUCCUUGAAAUACUUACUGUAGUCGAUUAAUAAACUAAGAUAAAUCAAUACAUUUAGCUGUCAAUAAACUUUAGAUUAGACCGAAAGUCUUGCACAAAGUACUGCACAGCUUCCUUAGCUUCCUUAACAACAUGGAACUUUCCCACCGUACAGAGUAACCAUUGAAGUUAAUCGUUAACAAACAUUGCGCAAUCUUUACAAACCUCUAUUAAGAGGACACCAUGUAUUAUGCGGACACUUGGGAAGGUCGGCGUCCACAGGCGAAUUAUCGCCAAAGUGACAUAACAUUAAUAAUAAUAAUAAUAAUAGUAAGUGGCCUGACUUAACUGUUAUCAUCAUAACCUAAUGCAGGAACUUUAUGAAUGACAUCAGUAUCGUCGCAAAAAAUGGACGCUUAUAGCCUAUAAAUGGUAUAUACCUAUAAAGGAGAGUACAGAUCACAUACUGAAUGGUUGAGAGUUGUAAGAGUUGGCUGCUAUAUGAUAUCACAGUUUUCCCGGCUUUUCUUAUAGCGGGUGUUGCCAACUUCCUCUGUCCCUUCCAGUUAGAAAAUAAUGGCUAGGAAUUAACUGAAGUUAGUUUACCCGACGGGAUUGUUAAUUACAAGGGCCAGUUCGUUCACUUUAUAAAGAAACACGUACUGGAUUUACUUUUCAAACUUACUUUUCUUGUUCUUUUAUUUUCCUUUAUUUUCGUUUUUAGCUAUAAUCUUAUGUUACAAUGCUGGCACGAAGAACCAUCUGAGCGACCGAAGUUUGGUUCAAUUGCUUCUUGGAUGGAAAAUCGUUCUUCCCACUAG